AUGUCCUUCGCCUCCUCUUUGUGCACGUUUCUGCCCUUUACAUCCUCUAGAAGCGAUAAGCGCGUCUCGUCUUUGAAAAGAAGCUCAGUUCACCAUCGCGUCCGAAAAAGUUGUAAUAAAAAUGGAAAUUCAUGUUCUCCGAUUUUGAGAGCUGUUGCAGAUGUUCCAAACGAUGAUGAAGGACAAAACAGAGUAGAAGAAAACGAGUGGACGUCCACAACGUUUCAGUUGGACAGGAUUCUCGAAGUCGCGAUCAAAGCAGCCAACGAAGGUGGCUACAUAAUGCGUAAGUUUGGUUCUGAGGGUGCGGAUAUCGUCAAGACUAAAGUAAACACGAGAGAUUUGUUAACGCAAUACGACAAAGAGGUCCAAGACAUCAUUUGCUCGAAAAUAAAAUCGAACUUUCCUAACCACCGAAUACUUGGCGAAGAAGACGUCGCUCCAGGCGCAGAUGCAGCCAUAAAAGCAACCAAAGACGCUUUCAUUCCGAAACAAAGUAAAAACGACGAUGGCGAAGACCCGAAUGGCGAUUACGUGUGGGUGAUAGAUCCAAUCGAUGGGACAACCAACUUCGUCUCAGGCAUGCCACUCUCCGCCAUUAGCAUCGGCGUCUGUUCGCUCGAGACGAAAGAAGUCGUCGUGGCUGUCAUUUACGACCCGUUUCGUCGCGAAACGUUUCACGCGAUUAAAGGUCGCGGUGCUUUCAUGGAUGAACGAAAGAUAUCCGUCGAUAACUGUUCGAAAAUAGAUGAUUGUUUAGUUGCCACCGGGUACGCUCCGACCGAAGAGAGCAGUCGCUUCCUCCUCGAAACGACCACUAACUUGACCAAAUACCCCGUCCGCUCGAUUCGUAUGCUCGGUAGCGCGGCGAUAAUGUUAGCCUGGGUAGCUUGUGGAAGAGUAUCGUGUUACAUAGAAGAAUCCUUAAACGCGUGGGAUACUGCCGCGGGUGCUUUGCUCGUUGCCGAAGCUGGCGGCGUUUUCACCGACUUCUCCGGAAAAGAGUACGACAUAUUCACUCGAGAAACGCUCGCGAGUUCAGGGAACACGGAGGUGCACAAAUUACUUCUAGACGCCGCCGGCACGACGACGACUGCGUCGGCGCAGAGGUAG
Messenger RNA from Bathycoccus prasinos, 1113 nucleotides. RefSeq names its product inositol monophosphatase. Gene Ontology annotation, biological process: inositol metabolic process; phosphatidylinositol phosphate biosynthetic process; signal transduction. The transcript has a single exon. Lineage: Eukaryota; Viridiplantae; Chlorophyta; Mamiellophyceae; Mamiellales; Bathycoccaceae. The record is from RefSeq and is a predicted model, not a curated record. Gene Ontology annotation, molecular function: inositol monophosphate 1-phosphatase activity. Bases 1 to 1113 code for a protein of 370 amino acids.